Molecule: messenger RNA, 3726 nt
Organism: Daldinia childiae
Lineage: Eukaryota; Fungi; Ascomycota; Sordariomycetes; Xylariales; Hypoxylaceae
Product: DNA-directed RNA polymerase I subunit RPA2
Exons: 2
Coding region: 1-3726 (1241 amino acids)
Biological process (GO): DNA-templated transcription
Cellular component (GO): nucleus; RNA polymerase I complex
Molecular function (GO): DNA-directed RNA polymerase activity; ribonucleoside binding; DNA binding
Source: RefSeq, a predicted model, not a curated record
AUGGCGCCACAACCAACCAACACGAACUGGGACCACGAGUAUAACACUCUUCGCCGAGAGAAGCUUUUUAGGGAUCCUCCGACAGAUCGAUCAGCGUAUCCUUUAUUGCAGGAGGCCGUUAACCCACAUAUCGAGUCCUUCGAUGCUCUCUUUGGCGACAAUGGCUUAGUCGCGAAGGGACUGGCCGACAUUGGCACAAGGUUGUUUCUGGAUGGAGACGACCGCGCUCCGCCAACUGGGAAGAACAGAUUAAGGAUCAAGUGCAAGGGAAUACACCUUCAGAAAUCGCAACUCCCGCCUACCAAUAAGUUUGCGGUCAAAAACCGAGAGAUUCUACCCGCCGAGUGUCGAGAACGACAUGUAUCAUACCGAGGAAAGCUUUCUGCCACAUUUGAGUACAGAAUAAACGAUGGCGAUGCGAAGGAAUUCACCCGAGAGAUUGGCCAACUGCCGAUUAUGGUAAAGUCGGCCUAUUGCCACCUUAGAGAUAACAGCCCGGCGCAAUUGGUCGCACGUAAAGAGGAAUCAGAAGAACUGGGGGGUUAUUUCGUUGUGAACGGCAUCGAAAAGAUUAUACGACUUCUUCUGGUCAACCGAAGAAACUUCCCCCUAGCCAUCAACCGUCCGAGUUUCACCAACCGUGGUCCUGCCUACACUCCUUACGGUAUCAUACUUAGAUCAGUACGACCGGAUGAAACUUCGCAAACGAAUGUUCUCCAUUAUCUAAACGAUGGCAAUGUUACCUUUCGCUUCUCUUGGCGAAAGAACGAAUAUUUAGUCCCAGUUAUGAUGAUUUUAAAAGCACUCGUAGAGACGAACGACAGAGAGAUUUUUGAAGGUCUAGUUGGAGCUCCGGAUUCAAAAGGCACCGAGAAUACAUUUCUCACGGAUCGUGUUGAGCUCUUAUUACGAACCUACAAGACCUAUGGAAUCUAUACAAUGGCGCAGACUCGAGCGUAUCUCGGAGAGAAAUUUCGACCUGUUUUAGGAGUGCCCGAUACUUUAUCGCACUACGAGGUAGGUACCGAAUUCUUGCGACGAAUCGUGUUGGUCCACUUAGGAAAUAUCAACGUGACGGAGCAGCAAGAUUCGGACAAGUUCCGUAUGUUAUUAUUCAUGAUCAGGAAGCUCUAUGCUUUAGUUGCUGGAGACUGCUCGGUUGAUAAUCCUGAUGCGGUCCAAAAUCAGGAAAUUCUCCUUGGUGGAUUUCUAUACGGCAUGAUCAUUAAAGAACGACUGGACGAAUUACUCUCGGUUGGACUUCGCGGUGCUCUACGAGAAUAUAUGAGAAGGUACCCUGCAAGGUCAUUUACCUCUGAAGAAUUUUCCAAGGAUUUUCCUAUCAAGAUAUUCCAAAAGACUAACGAAAAUGUCGGUAAUGCUCUGGAAUAUUUCUUAUCUACUGGCAAUUUAUCAAGCCCGUCCGGUCUAGAUUUACAACAAGUAUCAGGGUUUACCGUCGUUGCCGAGAAGCUCAACUUCCUUCGUUUUAUCAGUCAUUUUCGAAUGGUACAUCGAGGAAGUUUCUUCGCCCAGCUGAAGACUACGACGGUACGAAAGUUAUUACCUGAGUCUUGGGGCUUCCUCUGCCCUGUUCAUACCCCCGAUGGUUCGCCCUGUGGUCUACUUAACCAUCUUGCACAUAAAUGCAAGAUCAUGACUGGUUCUGUCAACACUUCAAUGAUCCCACAGCUAGCCGCCGAGCUUGGCGUCGUUGACACUUCGUCUGCCGCGACAGAUGAAAGUGUAGUCGUUAUCUUAAAUGGUAGGAUCCUUGGUUGGUGCCACCCGUCUGAGUCGCGCAGAAUAGCGGACACUUUCCGAUACUGGAAAGUUGAAGGCUCUCACGGAAUCCCUGUGCACCUCGAAAUCGGCCACGUACCAUCGUCCAAGGGAGGAUCCUACCCUGGAAUAUACAUGUCUUCUGAACCCGCUAGAAUGGUGAGGCCAACCAAGUACCUCCCGUUAGCGAAGGAAGACUUCGUAGGACCUUUAGAACAGCCAUAUAUGUCUAUUGCUUGCACGGAGCAAGAAGUUGUCUCGGGAGAAUCGACACAUGUUGAAUUCGACCCUACGAAUAUUCUAUCGAUCCUAGCAAAUAUGACACCUUUCUCAGACUUCAACCAAUCUCCAAGAAAUAUGUACCAAUGUCAGAUGGGUAAGCAAACGAUGGGUACUCCAGGAACGUCACUCGCAUACCGGACAGACAACAAGAUGUAUCGCCUCCAGACCGGUCAGACACCUAUUGUCAGGUCUCCACUUCAUAAUGCGUACGGCUUCGACAAUUUUCCCAACGGCACAAACGCAGUUGUCGCUGUGAUAUCCUAUACGGGAUAUGAUAUGGACGACGCUAUGAUUCUAAAUAAGUCGGCCCACGAACGAGGCUUCGGACAUGGCACCAUUUACAAGACUAAAAAGUACACGCUCAAGGAGGAAAGUCGUACAAGGUCAGCCAAAAACGUGACUAAAAUGUUCGGGUUCGCUCCAGGCAGCGUCGUCAAGGCAUGGACGCAAACUAUGUUAGAUGAAGACGGACUCCCAUAUGUCGGACGAAUGGUUCAAGAAGGUGAUAUCGUCUUUGCUUACCACACCGUCUCCGCAGACUACAGUGGUAACUUAGUAAAUCGAGAUGGUGUCACUAAGUACGAGAAAUACAAGGAUUCGGAACAAGCGUUCAUCGAAGAGGUACGACUAAUCGGCAGUGAGCAAGGCAACGAGCCUGCUCAAACAAUCUCGGUCAAGUUUCGCAUUCCUCGGUCACCCGUCAUCGGCGAUAAGUUCUCAUCUCGCCACGGUCAGAAAGGUGUCGCUUCGCAGAAAUGGCCGGCUAUCGAUAUGCCCUUUUCAGAGUCUGGUAUUCAACCCGAUGUCAUUAUCAAUCCCCACGCUUUCCCCUCUCGAAUGACAAUCGGUAUGUUCGUCGAGUCGCUGGCAGGAAAGGCAGGUUCACUUCAUGGCCUCGCACAAGACUCAACUCCUUUCCGUUUUGAUGAGGAUAAUACGGCGGCCGACUUUUUCGGACAUCAACUCAUGAAAGCUGGUUACAAUUAUCACGGAAACGAACCUAUGUAUUCUGGAAUUACUGGGGAAGAAUUGGCCGCAGAUAUCUACAUUGGUGUCGUGUAUUACCAACGAUUACGUCACAUGGUCAACGAUAAGUACCAAGUAAGAACGACAGGACCGGUAGUCGCUACGACAGGUCAACCGAUUAAAGGUAGAAAACGGGGUGGUGGUAUUCGUGUUGGUGAAAUGGAACGAGAUGCUUUGUUAGCACACGGCACAGCCUUCCUUCUCCAAGACCGUCUUCUCAACUGCUCGGAUUAUACACCAUCGUGGAUUUGCCGUAGAUGUGGCUCUUUCUUAUCGAUACAACCUACAGUCUCUCCUUUUGUGGGUAGGAAGAAAACAGUGAAUAGCGUCCGAUGCCGAAAUUGCGCGACUCGCCUCGAUCAGAUCAAGGAUGUCGACUUAACCAAACUAGCUGGUGAGAUAUGGGAAGACGGACAAGGGAACCAGUGGAUCGGAGGUGAAGAUACUACGAAAGUAGCAGUUCCCGGCGCUCUCAAGUACCUUGACGUGGAACUGGCAGCUAUGGGUGUUAAGUUGAAGUACCGAGUCGACCCGAAGGAUGCUCCGCGAAAGGGCCCGCUGUUACAUGCGAAAUGGGACGUGAUUUCUACGGGAAAGAAAGCAAACGCCCUCCCACCCGUCGUUGCGGCCGCGUAG